This is a messenger RNA of Carassius gibelio (silver crucian carp), 4905 nucleotides long. Its product is annotated as macrophage colony-stimulating factor 1 receptor. Gene Ontology annotation, molecular function: ATP binding; cytokine binding; macrophage colony-stimulating factor receptor activity. The transcript has 21 exons. Lineage: Eukaryota; Metazoa; Chordata; Actinopteri; Cypriniformes; Cyprinidae. Gene Ontology annotation, cellular component: CSF1-CSF1R complex; signaling receptor complex. The coding region runs from base 82 to 3009 and encodes 975 amino acids. Gene Ontology annotation, biological process: multicellular organism development; osteoclast differentiation; positive regulation of kinase activity. The record is from RefSeq and is a predicted model, not a curated record.
AAGUCUGCAUUGAAGGACGAAAGGAUCAGUCCUUAUUUCCUCUUAAACGCUGAUGAACUAUUGAACAGGAGCCGCUCAGAGAUGUUUGCGCUCCUGCUCGUCUGCGGGAUCCUGUUCGCUCAAGCUCAGGGUUGGUCUGAGCCGCGGAUCCGACCGAACUCUGGAGCUCUGGUCGGUACGGAUCUGAUUCUCGACUCUGGUUCUCCUCUUCAUCUGAUCUGUGAAGGUGACGGUCCAGUCACAUGGCUUCCCCGAAUGGCCAGACACAAGAAAUUCAUCUCCAAGGAAAUUGGAAAUGUCCGGAGUUUCCAUGUGGAUAAAGCCACGGCGGAUUUUACAGGAACUUACAAGUGCGUCUAUAUUAACACAAAUGAUUCAAAUGAGUCCUCCUGGGUUCAUGUGUUUGUCAGGGAUCCCCAAAUUCUCUUCGUCUCCCCGAGUACGAAUCACCGUUAUGUACGGAAAGAAGGUGAAGAUCUAAUGAUCCCGUGUCUUCUGACCGACCCCAAUGCCACAGACUUCACCUUCCGCAUGGAUAACGGCUCAGCGGUGCCCUACGGCAUGAACGUGACCUUUGACCCCAGAAAGGGCGUCUUGAUUCACAAUGUUCAGCCUGGAUUUAAUGCCGACUACAUUUGCAGAGCUAGAAUCAAAGGAGUUGAGAAAGCGUCAAAGAUAUUCUCAAUAAACAUCAUUCAACGAUUACGUUCUCCACCGUACGUGUUUCUGGAGAGAAGCGAGUAUGUAAAACUGGUGGGAGAGAAAUUUCAGAUCAGCUGCACCACAAACAACCCCAACUUUAACUAUAACGUCACAUGGACGCACUCCUCUAGAAAGUUGCCCCAAGCAAUAGAGAAUUCGAAGAUGGUAGGGGAUCGGCUGGCCAUCGAGAGCAUCCUGAUCAUACCGGCUGUCCAGCUGUCUGAUUCGGGGAGCAUCACCUGUACGGGUCAGAACGAGGCCGGAGCCAACAGCUCCACCACACACCUGAUGGUCGUGGACGAACCAUACAUUCGACUCUUCCCGAAGAUCUCUUCUGAGCUCACUCAUCGCGGUCUGUCCAUCGAGGUGAAAGAAGGCGACGAUGUUGAUCUCAGUGUCUUGAUCGAAGCAUAUCCAGCGCUGAUCUCACACCAGUGGGAGACUCCAACAUCCCACAAUGCCUCACUCCCAGAGAACCGGUUUUACAACUAUAACGACAGGUACGAGGCGCUGCUGUUCCUCAAGAGACUGAACUUCCAGGAAAGCGGCCGCUACACACUCCACGUCAAUAGCAGCAACAAAAAUGCCUCCAUUACUUUUGAUAUUAAAAUGUACAGAAAACCUGUAGCGACGGUGAGAUGGGAGAACGUUACGACUCUGUCAUGCAGGUCUUAUGGAUAUCCAGCUCCCAGCAUCCUCUGGUAUCAGUGCACAGGAAUCAGAACCAGCUGUCCGGAAAACUCCACGGGACUUCAGCCCCUCCAGACGCAGACGCUGGUGUUACAGGAGAAGCCGUACGGGUCGGUGGGUGUGGAGAGCGUCCUGACCCUGGGACCGUCCCACCAGAGAAUGACCGUGGUGUGUGUGGCCUUCAAUCUGGCCGGACAAGACAGCGACACCUUCACUAUGGACGUCUCAGAUCGGCUCUUCUCCAGCGCUAUGUGUGGAGCCACGGUCGCGAUGGUGGUUCUAGCGCUGCUGCUCAUCUUCAUGAUCUACAAGUACAGACAGAAACCCAGAUAUGAGGUCCGCUGGAAAAUCAUUGAAGCCACAAAUGGAAACGACUACAUCUUCAUAGACCCAACAAAACUGCCAUACAAUGAGAAAUGGGAGUUUCCUCGAGACAAACUGAAGCUCGGAAAGACUCUGGGCGCAGGAGCCUUUGGGAAGGUGGUGGAGGCCAGGGCGUACGGCCUGGGAGAAGAGGACAACGUCACACGUGUAGCUGUCAAAAUGCUGAAAGCCAGCGCUCAUCCAGACGAGCGAGAGGCUCUGAUGUCUGAGCUGAAGAUCCUCAGUCAUCUCGGGCAGCACAAGAACAUCGUGAACCUGCUGGGUGCUUGUACACACAGCGGUCCUGUGCUGGUGAUCACAGAAUACUGCUGUCAUGGUGAUCUUCUGAAUUUCCUGCGCAACAAAGCCGAGAGCUUCCUGAACUUCAUCAUGAUGAUUCCGUCUCCGGUGACGACGGAUUAUAAGAACAUCGACACGGAUCGAAUGUUUUUCAGAAGUGACAGUGGGAUUUCCAGCACCUGCUCUGAUCAUUAUCUGGACAUGAGACCAGCCUCCUCCAGACCCACUAACUCAGCUCAGAGUUCUUCUUUGGAUUGCGAGGCUGAAGGUUCGUGGCAGCUGGACAUGGACGACUUACUCCGGUUCUCACAUCAGGUGGCGCAGGGACUCGAAUUCCUCACUGCUAAAAAUUGCAUCCACAGAGACGUGGCGGCCAGAAACGUGCUCCUCACCAACAGCCGAGUGGCCAAGAUCUGUGAUUUCGGUCUGGCGCGAGACAUCAUGAACGACUCCAACUAUGUAGUCAAAGGAAACGCACGUCUUCCAGUGAAGUGGAUGGCUCCAGAGAGUAUUUUCGACUGCGUUUAUACGGUUCAGAGUGACGUCUGGUCUUACGGGAUCCUGCUGUGGGAGAUUUUCUCACUGGGUAAGAGCCCGUAUCCCAACAUACUGGUGGACUCCAAGUUUUAUAACAUGAUCAAAUGUGGCUAUCAGAUGUCCAGACCUGACUUUGCACCUCCAGAGAUGUACACCAUCAUGAAGAUGUGCUGGAACCUGGAAGCUGCUGAGAGACCAACAUUCAGUAAGAUCAGUCAGCUGAUCGAGAGGAUGCUGGGAGACCCGGCUGAUACACAGGAGACACAGUACCAAAAUGUCCAGUCCAGCGCAGAAGGUGACGAACAGCUAGAGUCAUCUGACCCUGUGAAGCAAGAAGAUGAAUCAUUUGAGACGUCACGUGAGCAGAAAGAAGAGGACCAGCCGCUCAUGAAACCCAACAACUACCAGUUCUGCUGAGGACCUAACUAACCAGCUGAUUAACUAAUGCGGGAUCUUCUGUCUGAACAUCAACAGUAGUUGCACAAUCUGUCCACAAUCACAUGCAUGUGAACAAAGAUCUGAUCUGUCACCAAACACGCUCACUUUGGGAUUCUGCACGCUCUGCUUUUGCAGUUCUGCUCUCUUGAAACAGUCUUGAACUCGUGUGCGGAGUUGAAGCGUGUUUAAAUGAACCGGUUUCAUUUCUCAGCAAAGUCGAAAACCUCCAAGCCUCGGAUUUGUUUGUCGUCCGAUGUGCCUUUUUUGAUAACCGUGCAUAUUUCUUGUUACUUGAACUUCUCUGUUGCCCAGGUUGGAAAGCAGUUUGUUCUGCGUUUUAAAUGCAAACGCUACAUGUUCCACUUCCACUUCAUCCUUGAUCUGCCUGUCAGUCGUGUUCCUUCCUUUAAAGUAACUGAAAAUGACCACAGAUACACUGAACUCUUUUUGCGCAGCUAAAAUAACUGGAAUGACACCGGUCAGGGGCGCUGCUGUGGUUUCUGGGCCCCCUGAACAGCAUAUUGAUUCGGGGCCCCUUCCACGAUCGUGUUCUGGUAGGGGAGCAGUGACCCCCUGCCACAUUCAAGUUAUAAAUGGCCACAUUCUCAUGUUAAAAAUAAAGUGAAUAUGCCAGAUACAGCAUAAUAUUCUGCAAUUUCAUUAUUUAUGUAUUUAUUUAUUUUUUGCAUAUUUUUUUUCUUUUCUUUUCAUUUUAAUUUUGCAUUUGCAAGUUACAAAUGGCCAUGUUCUUACAUUAAAAAUAGUAUAUACACCAUAUAUGGCUUAGCCAAUGCAACUACACAAUAACUUUUCACAUUUUGCAUUAAAAAUUUUUUUUUUUUUGCAUUUACAUUUUUAUAUAUAUAUAUAUAUAUUUUUUUUUUUGCAUAUUUUUAUUUAGUUGCAUUUAGCAUUUUAGUUUUAACUCCCCUUGCAUAUAACACCUGUACCCGACAUGACAACACGGGUCGAGUUUCACACGGCUGGAGGUAAUCACUGCAGGUGAGAGGACAGAUAUGAAAACAUUCUGUCAUUUGGUCUCCUGCUCUAGUUCUUAGUCAAUCCUUGUAGGCAAACACAAGGUUUUAUUGCUUCCCGCAGUGAUUACGGUCAUUUGGAGUGAUAGCGUGAGGUCAGCGCAGGCUUGGAGGACAGACUCCCGUCUACAACGGGGGAAAUAUUGACAUGCUGUUGGUGCAAUAAUGUCUCAGCUGAUCGUUCGUCUUAUUUUUUCAGAUAACUGAGAGUCAAAGGUUAAAUGCGUUAUCAUUUAUCACUGAAGCAUUAGAAAAGUGGAUCCCAAGGACAAUGACUGACACAGAAACCAUUUCAGGAAGAAAAACUAACCAUUUGUUUUUUCCUUUAAUGUCAAACGAAAAGUAAACUGCUUGAUUUCAUUUUCAUAUGCAUAUGUACACUUGAUUAUGUUGAUGUGCAGGAAAUGUUUAUGUAAGCUGAAUGUCACAUUUUGUUUUCAACGAGUCGAACUCUCAAAUGGAAAAAUCUGUAAUUUGUUCUGUAGUUUAUGAACAGUUUGAAAUGGGUGAAUCUUUGAUUUUAUACUCCAAACUGUUUGCUUUCGUCAAAGUUUAUUUGAACAGACACACUGCCAGAGUAUCUUUAGUUUGCUUAAAACGUGAUUAACCUGAUGUUUUUCUUUCUCAAAGCACAUAUAUGUUUAUAUUAUAUUCUUAUUUACAUUUUUUCCUCAUGCAAUAAUUGUAUUUUCAUAGUUCAACUAUGUGAGAUCGAAUCAUUAUAGGGAACUCUUUUGUUAGUGUUAAUAGUUCCCAUGAGUUCAGCACCUUAGACAGCUUCACAUCUGUAUAUUUUAGUUUUGCUACUGAAAGCUACUAAUAAACCAUGGAAAUGUCA